AUGAAGAAUUCAUUGAGAACAUUAUUCUUGCUGCUCUAUUGCUUUUGUUUGACAUUUGGCGGUGGAAAGGAGCUGUUCGUGAAUUUUAUCACGAGAUCACAAUUCACCUGCCCUGUCACUGAUUUCUCAGCCGAAUCAAUCGGCGAGUGCCCAAAUUUGCGUCAAAAUGAUCCAAUGCCAUUGAAAACGAUUCAAAUUGAUGGAAUUGAUAAAGACUUGUCAUCGAUUUUGGAAGCAGCCAAUAAACAAGCUGAAACCACCACCGAGGCUCCAAAACAGCCAAUUGUCACCUUUGAUGAGUGGACGAAGGAGAAAUUGAAACAAGAACAGAAGCGGACUGAAGAAAAGAUUGCUAGCCAACCGAACGGAAAUGGAAAUCCGACCCAUUUGCGAACAGAAAGCUCACCAACAUCGAGAAAUUACGCCUCAAAGGAGUGCAAUGCAAAAAUUGUACUUGCAAAUCCCGAAGCGGAAAACACAAAGGCUUUACUCAAUGAUAAGGAGAAAGACGAGUACAUGAGAAAUCCUUGUGAAGUGGUGCAAAAGUUCUUCAUCAUUGAGCUCUGUGAAACGAUACAGCCUCACACAAUAGAGCUUGGAAACUUUGAAUUGUUUUCUGGUGGACCGAAGGGAGUACGCGUGUCGUCGGCCGAGCGUUUCCCAGCCGCUGAAUGGAAUCCAAUCAUUGAGGUAGAAGCUCAAGACACUCGAACUCUCCAAUCGUUUAGCCUCAACAAAGCCGGGGUUUAUGCAAAAUUUUUGAAGAUCGAAUUACUAUCUCACUAUGGAAAGGAGCAUUAUUGCACGUUGACGAUGUUGAGAAUCUUUGGAAUGUCGAUCGUGGAAGAGUACGAAGCUGAAGCAGAGAUCGCCGCCGGACGGAUUGGAGCCGCUUCGAUGAACACUGCACCUCAACCACCAAGUUCGACAGCGGUUGAUAAGGCCGGAAUUCCUCUCUCGUCCGCUUUACCGAUUGAAUCUACGGAAAAAUUGGCUGAAAAAGCAGCUGAGAAAAAAGAAGAACAAAAAGCGAUUGAACCCGUGAAAAAGUCGACAGCUGUUGACCCGAGCAAUGAAUCGCAAUCGACUGCCGGGAGACUCUUGAAGAAAAUCGUGAAUGUGGUCAUUGAGAAGUUUGUGCCGGAAAAAGAAAAGAAGCGCUCUCACUCAACCUGGUCUUCCACAUGUCUCACUUGCCCAUUGCAACAAAACAUGACGAGUUCUGUUCGAGUGCAGCUUUUCUGCCAACUAAUCACACUAACGCAAAAAGAAAGGACAACAAAAGCGAUGAUGCCGAAUCAGAGGUUGAUUGAUCGUCAUUGGUCAAGGAUGAGAUAUCGACGAGUUAGAACCGCUUUUCUGCAGAGAUUGACAUCGAAACAGAAUCUUUGUCUGGUACCUGAGGCUGCAGCAACAAAAGCUGUUCCAAAGGAGGAACCACCAGUGAUCGAGACACCAACUGAGACUCUGAAACUUGGCAAGGUGACAAUUCCCGAGAUCACAACUCCUCCACCAGCACAGCCUGUAGAAGUUGAAGCAAAGCCAAGCGAAGAGAAGAUUGAAAAAUUACCACCACCACUGCCCACUGUCGUCCCGCCGAUGCCAAAAGAGUACUUGGAUCCACUGCCAGCAUCGUCUUUAAGUCAAAAGGAAUCGAUCUUCAUAAAGUUGAACAAACGCAUAGCUCUCUUGGAGUUGAACAUGUCACUUUCAUCCGAGUACCUCUCCGAAUUAAGUCGACAGUAUGUGGCUCAAUCGGAGAUGCAAGAGAAAAAUAUUGUUAGAGCGAAAAUCAUUGCAAACGAGGCCGUUCAAAAUGCGACAGCUCAUAUCAACAUUACAUUGACGAAUCAGCUUGAAAUGAUGCGAAAAGAAGUUGAUCAAUUGGCGAAAUUUUUGAGGAGUGUUCGGAAGGAGAGUGCUAAUCUACAGUUCAGACUUGCUGCUCAUGGAUUCCGAGAAGAGCCAGAAGAUCCAACCUUUUGCGAGACUGAAGAAGGAGAGGAAAACGACGAUGAACUAGCGAUUGGACACUACACAAUAACACAUAGCAGAGAUGGGUUCUGGACGACUGAACAAGUUGUUUACAUUGUGGUCACCGUGCAAGUGAUCACUGCUGUGGUGCUCACCGUGUUGCAGAUAAUCUUCCGGCGAGCUCCAGUUAUCAAGAACUCGAAUGGACCAACGUUGACAAUUGAUGAUGUAAACAGGAUGAUCGAAGAGAAGCUGAAAGAAAUGCAACGACAGAAAGAAGUGAAUAAAGAAGAUACUGGAGAAGCUGGCGCAUCAGGAGCGGCUGCUAAGCGUAGAAAACGAAGACGGAGAAAACAACAACGAGAAACGGAUAGCGCUGUUGAUUCAAGUCUACCAACAGCUUCGAUCACUCACAGUGAUGUUGAAGAUCGAGAACGACAUUUGGACAUCCUUCAAGCCGAGAUGGACGGCACACUUGGUGCUCAUAUUCUGGAGUCUUCGACUGCAUGUUUGGUUGAACCGAUCUCGGGU
Messenger RNA from Mesorhabditis belari, 2505 nucleotides. NCBI's taxonomy places the organism in Eukaryota, Metazoa, Nematoda, Chromadorea, Rhabditida, Rhabditidae. The record is from the annotation of a GenBank genome assembly.